Molecule: messenger RNA, 1338 nt
Organism: Cladocopium goreaui
Lineage: Eukaryota; Dinophyceae; Suessiales; Symbiodiniaceae
Source: the annotation of a GenBank genome assembly
AUGGAGUCGUUGAGUUCGCGGCCGCCGGCUGUGUCCUUGGGUGUUCCCACCGUGUUGCCUGGCCUGGAUGAGAUCCUCUACCGGGAAGCGGAGGAACGGAAACACCGCCAAGAGAUGCGAGAACGAGAAGCCUUGAUUCACCUCCGAGAGCAAUCCAUUCCCCGUUUAGGGCGGCGUUCCAAAGCCUAUUACGGCGCACGGUUGGAACGGGAACUGCUGGCAGCCUUUGACCAAUGUCCUGAGAGGAACUUCAUUGCCUUGAAUGAUCAGAAAGAGGUUUUGGCGAUUCCCAGAAGCAAGGUGGGCGACGUGCUGGAGCUCAUGGGCUUUGUGAAGGACAACAGUUUUUGCAGUCGACUGGGCGUUCUCUUGGACAGGGAGGAGUCUGGUAUGAUCUGUUUCGAUCGCUUGCUGCAUUUCAUCUCCAACGCCUUGGACACGGAACGGACGCCUCCAAGGUUUCUCGCCUUCAGCCUGGAAGAGGAGUGCUUCAAUCAGUUGGAAUGGCAGCUGAGCAAAGACUUUGGGAGGAUGUUGUACAACAAACACAACAAGAGCACUACAGAGUCCAUUGCUCGGCGCUUCGAGAGGGCAGCCGACCCGGAACCGCCACGGCCUCCUUCGCCUCCGCCGCGGCCAACGACGCCACGGUGCCCGGCGGCGCGGGCUGGGAAAGGAGCCCAACUGGAAAAGGAAAUCAAGGAAUUGAAUUUGCAACAGGAGAUGCAGGAGUGCACCUUCCACCCUCAGCUGAUCGCUUCCACCCCGCAGCGCCGUGCCGCUUCGCCGCACGUGCGGAACUUCGAGGCCACAGUGAUGCGCAUGAAGCAGGCGCAGAAGCAGCACCAACGGAGGCUGAAGGAGCAAAAUCGCAUCCCGGCAGGCGAGAAGUACGAGAAGUUGAGACGUCUGGGACCUCAACCCUUCUCAUGCGCCUUCCGCCGACGGAGCAAACCCAAACCUUUGGUCUAUGUGGAUGUGAAGGUGGGCUCUGGCCGGACGGGCCGCGUGGGCGUUCACGAAGGUGACGACUUCCGGGUAUUGGCCAGGCAGCCUGCCGUGAAGGGAGAGAAUCGGAACUUUGCCAAGACCUUCCAACUUGACCGAGAUGCUCGGCCCAUACGGACGUUGAGCCUGGGUGAGCCUGGCUUUGGUACGUUGAGCAAAGGAUGCCUACGCCUGGCGCGCCUGGCAGACGCUGAAACCGGGAAGGUCGCCGCAAAGCUGAGCCCGGAGCCCGGGCGCCCCCAGAAAUUCAUCGUUGAUGGCGACAAAGCUUCGCAGCUACGGCACGUCGCGACGGCAGCGAUGGCAGAUGUACAGCGGACCCAGGAGUGA